GGCCACAUGUGCACCACCCUCAUGCAAAGUAUAUUAGUGGGUUUUAGUAUAUAAUGAGUUUGUGAGAAAGAUUUAUUUAGCAAGGCAAGAGUGUGAAGAAGUGCACAAGAGAGGAUAAUGGCAUGUUUGUGGUUAAGAUUGAACAUUAUUCUAAUACUAACAUAACACACAAACACAUGAUGGAUGGUUGCAAGUAAAUGGGAAGAUGCAGUCUGCAGGAGGGCAUUAAGUGUGAAAUUAAAUUUGAGAAUUUGGCAGCUGAAUGCUAUAAAUAUAAAAAACAAAAUAAUGUCUUCUCUCAUAUUCAUUUAUCAGCUACCAAACCAACACCAUCACUCUCCCCCUACAGCAAAUUCUCUUCAUUUUCCCAACCCCAACCAAAACCUACCUUGUUACAAACGCAACUGCCUUCCUCCUCCUCCUCCUCUUAUUAUUAAUCAACCAAAAGAAGUCAAUGUCAAUCUCUUCGACGCCGCCUCUUCUUCUUCCAUUAACCAACCGCACUGAUCAACAGCCCCGUCCUUCUCCCUUUCAAACUCUUAAACCUAGCAUCCUUGUUAUUCUCUUAAUCCUCUCCAUUACUUUCCUCCUCUCCAUCUCUCUCUGCCUCCUUCUCCGCCAUCUCAACCGCCGCUGUCUCCGCCACCUUUCUCCCUCUCCUCCCUCCCCCUCCCCCGCCCCCUCCCCCCCCACCAUCACUGCUUCCAACCGUGUUUCACCUGAAUCUCCUGCUUUCUCCAUUAUCGACUCUCUCCCUCUUUUCACUUUCAGCUCCAUCAAACGCCGUUCCACUAGCUCCUCCGGAGACUGCGCCGUUUGCUUGUCUAAGUUCGAACCCCAAGAUCAGCUCCGUCUCCUGCCGCUCUGCUGCCAUGCUUUUCAUAUCCAUUGCAUAGACACGUGGCUUCACUCUAAUCAGACGUGUCCUCUCUGUCGAUCUCCAAUUCAUGCCUCAGACUCGGACCUCUUAAAGUCGCUCUCACCUGAUGCUGCACCUCCAGAAAGCUUCCGACUUGAGAUCGGCUCCAUCAGUCGGCGCCAAACAGCGUCUGAGCCAAGAAGUUCCUACUCCGUCGGCUCAUUUGAGUACGUAGUGGAUGAAGACUCAGAGGUUACCAUGAGCCAAACGCAUAGGAGAAGUGUUUCGGAUAAGGAAGGUGGAACUCAUUCGAGGCAGGACUCUAACCUAGCCUCCCAAGUAUCCGGAGGCGGGAGGAGUUGGCUCAAGGACUACGUCGACAGACUGUCCAGUUCUCUAUCGUUUCGAAGUUCUGGAAGGCUCUUCACCGGAAGCAGUCGUCGAAGUGAGAUUGGUAGUCUCGGAGAUUACGACGUCGAAGCAAAUCGGGUGGGAGAGGAAAUCACCGAAAUGUUCCGUUGGUUCUCGGGGGUAUGAAUCGUAAAUACGUGCCAUGUAGUCAGGCCAAUUCUAAUUCACCGGUUUACCUUUGUGCACUCUAUUUUUUGCUCUAACUAGUCUAAAAUGGAAAAGCACGAGAAUGACGUCACGCGACAAAUCCAAAGAAAGGAGUGGAGAAAGCAAAAUAUGAUGUGGAAAGAAUGGUAUACCUUGCUUCCUGAUCCUGCCAUCUUUGCGUUGGUGUAGAUAAGAUAAAAGUAGGAAAAUUGAUCGGGAAUCUAUGAAGAUGCCACUAUGAGAUGGAGGUAAGGUUUGAAAUUGUACGCAAAUGUUCAUAUCGUACCAUACCAUGCAUACCUCUUUUUUCUUUUUUGAUCGUCAAUGGUGGACUCGUAUUGUACUGCAUUAUAUACUCUCUCGUGGACUCUGAUUUCCGUAGCACUCAAAAUUCAUCACUUGAUCGUAAUAAAAACUUAGCUCUUUGAAUUCAAGGGCUAUUAUA
Messenger RNA from Ricinus communis (castor bean), 1862 nucleotides. RefSeq names its product E3 ubiquitin-protein ligase ATL4. The record is from RefSeq and is a predicted model, not a curated record. Lineage: Eukaryota; Viridiplantae; Streptophyta; Magnoliopsida; Malpighiales; Euphorbiaceae. The transcript has a single exon. The coding region runs from base 455 to 1396 and encodes 313 amino acids.